AUGCACAAGUCGAGCAGCGAAAACCCGUCGCUAUCCCCUCCGCUGCUGCUGCCGUUGCACCGGCAUGUGGAGCGCAUUGCCCGUGCCUGGCCGCACAAAGCGGCCAUCCAGACGUACGACGGCGUGUUUUGGAGCUACUCGCAGCUGCAUCGCAUCUCAGUUGGCCUUGGGGCGCGUAUCGCUCGCCAGCUAGCCCUAGCUCCCGGGAGCUUGGUGCCGGUGGCGCUCGAGAAACGCGCCUCGUCGGUCGCCCUUAUCCUUGCACUCUUCUGGCUUAGGUGCGCCUACGUACCCUGCGACCCGAGUCAGCCUCAGGCCAGGCUCCAUCGCAUUCUCGAUCAGCUCAACUCGCACCUCCUCCUCGCCAACGGAACCAUCGACUCGUCGGUCAGCCGCAAGGUCGAAGUGAUCAACGUCGAGGCUUGGGUGCGCGAACUCGAAGGCCAAGGAUCUCUUGAGUGUGUAUCCUUGUCCUCGGACGACGGCGUCCCUUUUCUUUUUACCAGCGGCUCAACUGGCACGCCCAAGGGCGUCAAAGUCUCGCAUCGAUCGGUGGCCGCAUCCAUCGCUGCGCAGCAGGCGCUUUAUGGCACGCGACAACAGCAAGAGUGUGGCAACGCGUUUGGUGCGCCGCUGUGGACCCAUCGGUGUCUGCAGUUCUCGCAGUUCUCGUUUGACUGGAGCGUGUGGGACCUGACCAUGCUGGCGUCUGGCGCGUGCCUCUGUCUGCGCGAUCUGACUGAUAUGCUUCCCGAGAUGGGCGACACCCUGAGCUGUCUGCGAGUCACGUUGCUGCAGACGACGCCGACGGUGGCCAAGCUGUUUACGCCCAGCGAGGCUCGGCAUCUCGAUCUACUGUGUCUGUCGGGCGAGCCUCUGGUCGACGACGUUCGCAACGUCUGGGCGCCUCACGUGCGCUUGAUCAAUGCGUACGGCAUCACCGAGAUCACGGUUGUCUGUUGUGCCCAGGACCGCUUCACUGUUGACAUGCCCGCCUCGCUGAUUGGGAACGCCCUCGGCACCUCGCGCCUCCUGGUUCUGGACGACAACAACGAACCCUGCGCGCUUGAUUGCCCAGGUGAGCUGCUGGUUUGCGGUGACCAGAUAGCCGAGGGGUAUUUUCGCGAUCCCGAGCGCACAGCUGCUGCAUUUGUGAGGCUUCGGGACGGAGCCAAGGCCUAUCGGAGUGGGGACCUUGUGGUAUUUGACUCGGCGCUCAAUGCACUCCGGUACCUGCGCCGCAAGGACUGCCAGGUCAACAUCAAAGGCCUCCGCAUCGAGCUCGGCGAGGUUCAAGUGGGACUCACGCGCUCAGCCUCGGCUCAGAUGCCCAUCUGCGCGGUAGACGUCGAGGCGAUGGGUAACGAGCUCGUUGCCUUUGUCGUUUUCGAGCCCAGCUUCAGCCGAUCGGAGGAGCCCAACAAGAUCAAGAAGACAGGCCCCGCGACCACCCAGGAGAUUGAGAUCGACACGUCGUCCAGCCGGCAGGCACUACAGGAGCUCGCGGUGCAAGCACGGACCGAGCUACCUCGCUACAUGGUGCCGACAGUUUGGAUCGCGCUCGCUGAGCUACCCUUGGUCUCGAGCGGCAAGCUCGACAAGCGCAAACUCGAUCAGGUAUACCAACGCCACCUGGAGACGUGGUGCACCGCACAGACGCAACGCAAGAGCACCCCCGACGACGAUAACCACAAGAACAAAGAAGGCCCUAGAUCGGCGAAGGGCCCAAUGAUGACCAGUGUCCUGGAGGCCUGGUCGCACGUGCUUGGUCGGGAUCGCAAGAGCAUCAGCUCCAAUGUCGAGUUUGGCUUUCUUGGAGGCGACUCGAUUCUGGCGAUCCGACUCAGCUCGCAUCUGCGUCGACUGGGCAUUGGGCUGAGC
Messenger RNA from Tilletiaria anomala UBC 951, 1881 nucleotides. Its product is annotated as acetyl-CoA synthetase-like protein. The record is from RefSeq and is a predicted model, not a curated record. Gene Ontology annotation, cellular component: cytoplasm. Gene Ontology annotation, molecular function: phosphopantetheine binding. The annotation marks the transcript as partial. Lineage: Eukaryota; Fungi; Basidiomycota; Exobasidiomycetes; Georgefischeriales; Tilletiariaceae. The transcript is spliced from 2 exons. Gene Ontology annotation, biological process: secondary metabolite biosynthetic process; amino acid activation for nonribosomal peptide biosynthetic process.